GGAAAAAGGCAGACCUCAACCCUAACUCUCCAGCUUAUAAAACCCUCCUUAGGCUCCACAGCCAUUCUCAUCCACUCUUCCUCCCAGAACACACACGCACCCCUUCACAGCCACAGAGAAAGAGACAACAUAUUUGAAAACGAGAGAGAGAGCAUAAAAAACAAGAAGAAGAAAAUGUAUCAUCUUCAUAAUUUGGAUGAGCUCUUGAUGUUCAUGCCGCAUGAGUACCCUUCGGGUUCCUCCAUCCAAACUCCACCUUUGCAUGGUGAGACAAAGCCACUGGUGAUAAGGAGGAGGAGGAGGAUGAGGAGGAGGAAAAGAGGGUCAUCGCCAUCAUCAUCAGAGGCUGAGAUGGUGGGUUCGAGGAAGAGGAAGCUGAGCGAGGAGCAAGCGAAGCUCCUCGAACUGAGCUUCGUGAGAGAGCAGAAGCUCGAGUCAGAGAGGAAAGAGAGGAUUGCCGCUGAGUUAGGGCUCGAACCCAGACAGGUCGCCGUCUGGUUCCAGAACCGUAGGGCUCGUUGGAAGAACAAGAAGCUCGAGGAGGAUUUCUUCAAACUCCAGACUCUCCAUGACGAUGUUGUCCUCCAGAAAUGUCACCUCCAGUCUCAGGUAGUAAAACUCAAAGAACAAUUGUCCGAGGCCAAAAAUAAAAUUCGACAGCUCGCGGAACGAAGCGGAGGAACAUCGACCAAUAAAAGCUCGAGUUCGUCUCCCUCAGGCAAUUUCGUACCAGAAAACGAUUACGAUAUUGAUAUGUUUUACAUGUCGGAGAAUAAUUAUAUACUCCAACAUAUGGAAUGGAUUCCUCUAUAUAUGUAAUUUACAUGUAAAGUAAACAUCUGCAUGUUUUUGUGAUCUAUUAUUUGAUCAAUGUGAUGCGUAUCAUACACCAA
Molecule: messenger RNA, 893 nt
Organism: Tarenaya hassleriana
Lineage: Eukaryota; Viridiplantae; Streptophyta; Magnoliopsida; Brassicales; Cleomaceae
Product: homeobox-leucine zipper protein ATHB-53-like
Exons: 3
Coding region: 175-819 (214 amino acids)
Biological process (GO): positive regulation of DNA-templated transcription
Cellular component (GO): nucleus
Molecular function (GO): DNA-binding transcription factor activity, RNA polymerase II-specific; sequence-specific DNA binding
Source: RefSeq, a predicted model, not a curated record